Messenger RNA from Megalobrama amblycephala (Wuchang bream), 1338 nucleotides. It is a transcript of the gene asb13a.2, whose product is annotated as ankyrin repeat and SOCS box containing 13a, tandem duplicate 2. Gene Ontology annotation, molecular function: protein binding. Bases 365 to 1207 code for a protein of 280 amino acids. Gene Ontology annotation, biological process: intracellular signal transduction; positive regulation of protein catabolic process; protein ubiquitination. The record is from RefSeq and is a predicted model, not a curated record. Lineage: Eukaryota; Metazoa; Chordata; Actinopteri; Cypriniformes; Xenocyprididae. The transcript has 6 exons.
AGUGAAGCUAUUUCUAAAAAUGUCUGUCUAUAAGCAUUAUUUAUUGUUAAAAUUCUUAAGUAUUAAGUGUUAAGUGUUAUCUGGUAUGCUGUGUCCCUGGGUCUGUAAAAGUAAAAAAAAAAAAAAAAUCAUGUUCUAAUGCAAUGACAUUCAUAUAUUUGUGUCCAAAUACUUUUGUGGGCCUCUGUAUAUUCAUAAUGAACUACAACUCCCAGCAUUCACAGUAAAACGUCAUAGCAAGUGCCAAAACAGAGCAGACCACGUGAUGUACAUACCGCAUUUCUAAACACAGCUGCUUUAAUUUGUUAGCUAGCGAAUUGUGGUUAGUUUAAAUUUUGCUGUCCACCAGUUUACUAAAGCAGAGAUGGAAGUGGAAACAGCACGACCUUAUUUUUUCGGUGACAUCGGUUUCUGGGCAGAGAGAACAGAGGUUCAUAAGGCUGCAUAUCAGGGUCAGGUGUCAGAGCUGCAGAGUUUGAUUCAGAGUGGAGCUUCAGUGAAUAUUGUGGCUGUGGACUCCAUCACUCCCCUCCACGAGGCAGCUGCACGCGGACAGACGCAGUGUGUGAGAAUGCUGCUGGACGCAGGGGCUCAGGUUGAUGCAAGGAACGUGGAUGGUAGCACUCCUCUAUGUGAAGCUUGCUCUAUUGGGGACUUUGAGUGUGUGAGGCUUCUUUUGGAGUAUGGAGCAAAAGUCAACCCCACCCUUACCUCACGUACCACCUCCCCUCUACAUGAGGCCUGCAUGGGAGGUAAUGCAGAUUGUGUGAGGUUAGUUAUUGCUAAAGGAGCCAGUCUGGAGGCUUAUGACCUGUACUACGGUACUCCUCUACAUGUGGCGUGUGCCAACAGACACCUGGAGUGUGUCAAGGUGCUACUGAACGCAGGUGUGCGAGUGAAUGCCGCAAGGCUACACGAGACGCCUCUGCAUCACGCUGCCAAGUCCAACAGUGUGGACAUGAUUGAGCUGCUGGUGGAGUUCGGAGCCAACAUUUACGCCAGAGACAAAUACGAUAGGAAGCCAGUCGACUACACAAGGCCAGAUACGCCCUCAGCGCGCUGCCUUCAGCUAUAUGAGAGUAACCCUCUUUCUCUGCAGCAGCUGAGCCGGAUCACCCUGAGGACCGUCCUGGGCACCAAAGCUGUGGACGUGGUGACCAAACUGGAUAUUCCCAACCGUAUUAUCAGUUAUCUCUUGUACCAAUGAACUCCGUCCAAGGGCUUUUUACCUCAAAUGCACAAAAACUUGAAACACUGAGAUCUCUCCAACAACUUUAUCAGUUAUAUCCGCACUGUAGAGCAAUAAAGGUGAAGUGUGUAAUUUUUCAGUCUUAAAGA